This is a messenger RNA of Arvicola amphibius (Eurasian water vole), 3388 nucleotides long. RefSeq names its product G protein-coupled receptor 155 (gene Gpr155). The record is from RefSeq and is a predicted model, not a curated record. Lineage: Eukaryota; Metazoa; Chordata; Mammalia; Rodentia; Cricetidae. Gene Ontology annotation, biological process: transmembrane transport; intracellular signal transduction. Gene Ontology annotation, cellular component: membrane.
UCCAAGGUAGCUGACAGGGCCGCUGCGGCUCGCCCCUCCCUUUCUCGGAACGUGGUUGGGCAGCUGCAGCUAGCUAGCCCACGCCGGGGUGAGAAGAGGGCUGGGGGCGGGAGAUGCCGGCGUUGUGCUCGCUGCUCGGCCCUCAGCGAGCACCGGCAGCCGUCUCCUCGCAGCCCGGGCUGCAGACCUAGCAGGUUCCCUCGUACUCUACCGAAAGUGAUAUUCAGCUUUGGUUAAGCGAUUGCCUGGUGCCGGAUGUGAUUGGAGCCAAAGGACUUUCCUGAUAUUGCUGCUUCACAGAUGUUAAAGUGAAGCAUAAGACGUUAAGUUUCGGGUUCAAGUUGAGACUUAGUUGGAGUUGAAAGGAGAGAGAAAAUGGAUUCUCAUUUUUCAGCAGCGAACUCAACCCUUGCCAUUAACGAGACUCUGUCUGCAACAGUAGCUCAUGGAUUCAAUUCCACCAAUGAGCCACCUUCAAUGUCAAUCACAAGGCUUUUCCCAGCCUUGCUGGAAUGCUUUGGCAUAGUCCUUUGUGGCUACAUAGCAGGGAGAGCCAAUGUCAUCACAUCGACACAGGCCAAAGGCCUGGGAAAUUUCGUCUCCAGAUUUGCCCUGCCAGCUUUACUCAAAAAUAUGGUUGUACUUAAUUUUUCCAAUGUGGAUUGGGCUUUCCUAUAUAGUAUCUUAAUUGGCAAAGCCUCUGUGUUUUUCAUUGUAUGCAUAUUGACCUUACUGGUUGCCAGUCCCGAGAGCCGAUUUAGCAAAGCUGGACUAUUCCCUAUUUUUGCUACACAAAGUAAUGACUUUGCAUUGGGAUAUCCUAUAGUUGAAGCUCUGUAUCAGACUACAUACCCAGAAUAUCUCCAGUACAUUUAUUUGGUGGCACCAAUAUCUCUUAUGAUGUUAAACCCUAUAGGGUUUAUCUUCUGUGAAAUCCAGAAGUCAAAAGACACUCAAAAUGCAUCUCAAAUAAAGUAAAAAAUUGUGGGACUUGGAUUUCUACGCGUGUUACAGAACCCGAUCGUAUUUAUGGUCUUUGUCGGCAUUGCCUUCAAUUUUAUUCUUGAUAAAAAGAUCCCUGUAUAUAUGGAGAACUUUCUCGAUGGACUUGCCAAUUCCUUCUCUGGAUCGGCCCUGUUUUACCUUGGUCUGACAAUGGUGGGGAAGAUAAAGCGGCUGAAGAAGUCGGCGUUUGUGGUGCUAACCGUUCUCAUCACAGCCAAACUCCUGGUGCUGCCCCUUCUGUGCAGAGAGAUGGUGGAACUCCUGGACAAGGGAGACAGUGUAGUGAACCACACGAGUUUGUCGAAUUACGCCUUUCUCUAUGGCGUCUUCCCCGUAGCCCCGGGCGUGGCUAUCUUUGCAACCCAGUUCAACAUGGAAGAGAUAACCUCAGGAAUGGUAAUAAGUACAUUUGUGUCUGCUCCAAUCAUGUAUGUUUCUGCCUGGCUAUUGACCUUUCCCACCAUGGAUGCUAAGCCGCUGGCAUAUGCCAUUCAGAACGUUAGUUUUGAUAUAAGUAUUAUCAGCCUGGUCUCCUUGAUCUGGUCCCUGGCUAUUCUUCUCUUGAGUAAGAAAUACAAGCAGCUUCCACAUCUGCUCACCACCAAUUUACUCAUUGCUCAGUCUAUUGUUUGUGCUGGAAUGAUGAUAUGGAAUUUUGUUAAAGAAAAAAAUUUUGUUGGACAAAUUUUGGUGUUUGUUCUAUUGUACAGUUCCCUGUACAGCACCUAUUUGUGGACAGGCCUUCUAGCGGUUUCUUUGUUUCUUUUAAAAAAGCGGGAGAGCAUGCAAAUCCCUGUGGGACUCAUCAUAAUAUCCGGCUGGGGAAUCCCUGCCCUUCUUGUUGGUGUGCUUCUGAUCACUGGGAAACACAAUGGAGACAGCAUUGACUCCGCCUUCUUUUAUGGAAAAGAGCAGAUGAUCACCACAGCGGUCACCCUGUUCUGCAGCAUUCUGAUAGCUGGCGUGUCACUCAUGUGCAUGAACCGUACCACCCAAGCUGGUCACUAUGAAGGUUUUGGCCAGUCUCAGGACCACAAGACAGCAGAGCCUGGAAGCACUGCGUUUGAGGAGAGCCCAGCACCACCAAACGAGCCAGAACUCUUCCCAGCUCCUCUUCCAGAAACAAGUUGCUGUUCUUGCUCCCUGGGAAAUGGUGACUUACGCUGUCCAUCAAUAGAGCCAGUAACAGACACAAGUGCCAGUGGGCCUAUGCCUUCUUCCUUCGAGAAAACGGACCACUGUGUAAGUCGCUGUGACUCCCAGAGCUGCAUCCUAGCCCAGGAAGAAGAGCAGUACCUGCAGACUGGAGACCCACAACUGACUCGCCACGUCCUGCUGUGUUUGCUUCUCAUCAUUGGCCUGUUUGCUAAUCUCUCCAGCUGUUUAUGGUGGCUGUUCAACCACGAGACGGGGCGGCUCUACGUUGAACUGCAGUUUUUCUGUGCCGUGUUUAACUUCGGCCAGGGAUUUAUUUCCUUUGGAAUCUUUGGGCUGGAUAAACAUUUAAUCAUCCUACCUUUCAAAAGAAGGCUUGAAUUCCUGUGGACCAAUAAGGAAGCGGCAGAAAACAGAGAGUCCCCUGUUUCUGAAGAAAUCAAAAUGACCUGCCAACAGUUCGUACAUUACCACCGUGACCUGUGCAUCCGAAACAUCGUCAGAGAAAGAAGGUGUGGUGCAAAGUCGUCUGCCGGGACCUUCUGUGGCUGUGACCUGGUGAACUGGCUAAUUGAAGUGGGCCUGGCCUCUGACCGCGGUGAGGCCGUGAUCUACGGAGACAGACUGGUGCAGGGGGGAGUCAUCCAACACAUCACCAAUGAAUACGAGUUCCGGGAUGAGUAUUUGUUUUACAGAUUUCUUCAGAAGAGUCCUGAACAGAGUCCUCCUGCUGUGACCGUAAGCACCCCCCAACAGGAAAGCUAUAAAGAAAUCGGACACUCUUCUCCAGCCUCACUUUCCCCUAAGACUUAAAUUACAAAGGCGAGGACCCCACUUGGACUCGUACCCUCUAGUCUCACAUCUGGGACUUUUAGCUGUGGGAUCUGGGGCAGGUUACCUUUCUGAGCCUCUGUCGUCUCUGCUGUAAGUGGCAAAUGCAUUCCUACCCUGUCCUGACGUGCUAUGACCUCAUGUGCGGGAAAAGCACAUAGGAAACCCGCCAGAGAAAGCCUGGAGUUAGACGUUCUGAUAACGGGUGCGGUGAUCGCUAUAGGCACCACUGUUCCAAUACUUUAAAAUCUUCUCCUUCUGCAAGUGUUCGCUAUAAUUUCAAAGUCAGUGUUCAACUGGCUGUUAUUUUUAAAUUGCCAAAUUUGGCAGGUUUGCUGCUCUAAAAAUGAACCUUAAGACAACUUUACAUUUAUCAAUAACACUUCCCUCAAACAGA